AUGGAAUGGAUAUUAGAGGAAGUUGGCAAAGGCAGUAGGACUCUAGCAUUAGCGGAAGGCUCAUACCACGUGAAUCCUGGACCUCAGGCGCACAUCUUCUUCUCAAAACUAGCAAGUGUCACGAUAUGGAUGGACUCUGUCAAUUUGACCAUGACGGAGGUUGGACUUACAGCCUUCAACUUCUACGAGUGCUCCGAUCUCAUCACCUACGGCCCAACGGUCUGGUGGGACACGCCUGGAUUUUCUCAAGCUACAAUAACGGAAGUCAAGAAUACUGGGAAUAACAAUUACAAACAAUAUAGGGUUCCAUCUCGACGAUGGCUAUAA
Letharia columbiana is the source of this 327-nucleotide messenger RNA. RefSeq lists its product as uncharacterized. The transcript has a single exon. NCBI's taxonomy places the organism in Eukaryota, Fungi, Ascomycota, Lecanoromycetes, Lecanorales, Parmeliaceae. The coding region runs from base 1 to 327 and encodes 108 amino acids. The record is from RefSeq and is a predicted model, not a curated record.